AUGACAUUCGUUUCACUUUACUUCCCGAAAGUUGCUUUCUUGCUUUAUUUCAUUCUGAACCAACGUGCUGUACGAGCACAAUGGCGGCAAUCUCGGCAAAUAGAUAACUUAGCAAGUGCCGCUGACAAACAGGGAUUUCAGUGGUCUAGGAGUUCAUUAGAAAAGUUCUGCCUUAUGAACGAUCGGCAAAAGUUUCGAGAACUUCUUGAACCAAUUCUUGUCCCACGAAUUGUUGGCACACAAUCUCAUAAAGAAGUUGCUGAGCAUUUGUCAAGGACAUUGUCAGCUUUAGGCUUUACGAUUGAAUGGGAUUUAUUCGAUGAAGCCACUCCCCUUGGCAUGAAGUCAUUCAGAACAUUAAUUGCUACGCAUGAUCCCAGCGUCCCUAGACGACUUGUACUUGCAUGCCAUUAUGAUUCAAAAGUGCUGGAAGGAAAAAUUUUUAUUGGUGCAACUGAUUCUGCGGUGCCUUGUGCGAUGCUGCUCGAAAUGGCACGCACACUUGGUCCAUACUUGCAUAAUCGUAGAAGAAGAGAUCUAACUCUUCAAUUGAUCUUUUUCGAUGGUGAGGAAGCAUUUCAUGAGUGGUCAGAAAUGGAUUCAUUGUAUGGUUCUCGUCAUUUAGCUUCAAAAUGGAAUCGAGAAUAUUUCAUGAACACUUCUCAAUCGUCUUUCGAAUUUAAAAAAGAAAUUGAUCGAAUUGAUUUAUUUAUCCUACUCGAUCUACUUGGUGCACCAAAUCCACUUUUGCACUACUUUCAUGGUUUCUCAUCCAAAAAUGCGUUCUUGGAAAUGAUGAAAAUUGAAAUGGAGCUGAAGAAAACUGGUUGUUUGCAUCCAUUACAACCAAUAUUCCAACCUCGAACAAUUUAUAGUACAAUAGAAGACGAUCACGUACCAUUUCUGAAUCUGAAUGUACCUAUUUUACAUCUCAUACCUCUGCCAUUCCCGGAUGUAUGGCACAAAGCAUCCGAUAAUGCUGAUGUUUUACAUUAUGAAACUAUUGAUAAUUUGAAUUCUAUCUUGAGAGUAUUUGUUGCGAGAUACCAUCAGUUGGUCAUAUAG
Messenger RNA from Brugia malayi, 1065 nucleotides. RefSeq lists its product as uncharacterized. The coding region runs from base 1 to 1065 and encodes 354 amino acids. The record is from RefSeq and is a predicted model, not a curated record. Lineage: Eukaryota; Metazoa; Nematoda; Chromadorea; Rhabditida; Onchocercidae. The transcript is spliced from 7 exons. Gene Ontology annotation, molecular function: glutaminyl-peptide cyclotransferase activity; zinc ion binding.